AUGCCAAUGAACGUAUUUGAUGGAAAAACGAGUGAAUUAAUAAAUGUUCGAAUUACAUUUAAGCCAAAUGAAGUUGAGCAUUUUGUUGAAAUUAUUUCCAAAUAUUUUGAUAAAUUAACUGAACAUCGUCCACCUCUUGAAAAUAUUCAAUUUUAUGCAGAUAUUCUACUUAAAAUGAAUGAGCUUGUUUUAAAUAAUUUACUUUUUGAAAUUGAGCUAUCAGAUAUACAGACAGGUGUAUAUUUAUCAAAGAUAUUGAAAAAUAAAAUUGAGAUGGAUUGCAAUAAUUGGAUAAAUAUUGAAGAAGAAAUUGAGAAAAAUGAUGCUCAAAUAUAUUCAAAUAGACAAUUUUGUCAAUUUGGAAUGUUACUAUCUUUUGGAAACUUUUUAAUUGAGCGUUUGAUAAAAUACGAAAAGAAAAGGAUUAUUAAAUUAAGGAAAAUGAUUAAUAAUGAUUCUCAAGAAUUAAUUUGUGUUGAUGAAAUUGAAGAAAAAAUAAAUAAAAGAAAAAUAAAGAUUAAAGAAUUAAAUCAAAAAAUAUUAAAUUACCAAAAUUAUUAUUUCCCGAUAUGGAAUAAAGCGAAAGAAAUAAUUAUUGAAAACAAUGAAGGAAAUUAUUUACAUGUUUGUUUAUUUCAUUUUUCUUUUUUGCUUUUAAGAAAAAUAUUUAAUUACUAA
Messenger RNA from Meloidogyne enterolobii, 678 nucleotides. The record is from the annotation of a GenBank genome assembly. Lineage: Eukaryota; Metazoa; Nematoda; Chromadorea; Rhabditida; Meloidogynidae.